GCUUCAAUUUGUAGUGGGAUUAUUGGUUUGUUUCCAGUUACGGUGAUGUGUGCAACGGUGGGUAGAAGUCUUUUUCCCCGAGUAUCGGCGGCAGAUUCGGUUUUGUUUAUAUGUGACAUGCAGGAAAAAUUCAGAUUGAAUAUUAAAUACUUCCCGCAGAUAACGACAGUUUGUCGACGAAUGAUUGAAGCUGCUAACAUGCUUGGUAUGAAAAUUAUUGCUACUGAACAGUAUCCUCAGGGUUUGGGUCACACGGUGGAAGAAUUGGAGCUACAGAAAUACCAGAUUCCAAUAUUUGAGAAGAAGAAGUUCACCAUGUGUAUUCAACCCGUUAAUGAGAUUCUCAGCUCUUCAACUAGAUCAGUAAUUUUAUGUGGAAUUGAAACUCACAUUUGUAUAUUUCAUACUGCACUCGAUUUACUCGAAAAGAAUAUUGCUGUUCACGUUGUUGCAGACGCUGUUUCUUCGCGCUCCCAAGUCGAUAGGCUGUUUGGGCUGCGACAGAUGGAGCGUGCUGGAGCGAUAUUAACAACUAGCGAAUGCGUUAUUUUGGGCCUUUUGAAAGGAGCUGAUCAUCCGAAGUUCCGGGAAGUUCAAAAAAUCAUCUUGGAACUCGCUCCAGAUUCUGGCCUUUGCGCUAUUUGA
This is a messenger RNA of Dracunculus medinensis (Guinea worm), 645 nucleotides long. The record is from the annotation of a GenBank genome assembly. NCBI's taxonomy places the organism in Eukaryota, Metazoa, Nematoda, Chromadorea, Rhabditida, Dracunculidae.